AUGGAGCAUUUAUUAGCCCGGAAAAAGUCCCUGCCACCCCUUGGCCGUAAGCGCUCGAAUUCUGCAACGUCAGUGACUCCCAGCGAUCAGCGGCCGAGGGAAGAAAAGAGCGCACCAUAUAGAGACACGCGAUAUGAACUGCUCCUCCAGACUAAAGGUACAUAUAUGGAUAUUUCUGAGCUAGGUAUCACAGAGUCAAGCAAGUGUGCAAUUCAAGAGCUUCUAGAAGGAGACCAGCCAGUCCCUAAGGACACUAUUUUUGACGACUUUAUCUUUAUCCACGCCUACUGCAACUUAAGGGGUAAAAAUGAGGCUAGGGUGAUUCAGGAUAUUUCUCGACUAAUCGUCCCUUCAGCAGAGACGCUUGCUCUCCGUGUCAAGAGCCUCAGGCACCUUACUGAAAGUGUGAAUGAGGGUUGGAACAACUCUAUCCCAUUAAUAGGGACUCGCCCCCAGCCUGACUAUUCUGUGGGAUUAACACGGGAGGCAUUCAACAAAGACCAGCUAGCUAAGCUGUCCCCUUUUAUUGGCGACUUUAUCAGCGGAGACCAGUCCUUUUUUAUGGCAACAUACUACAUGUACUUCCCAUUCCUAACAUGCGAGGUUAAGUGUAGCGCCGCUGCACUAGAUGUAGCUGAUCGACAGAAUGCCCACAGCAUGACUCUUGCAGUACGGGCUGUCACUGAGCUUUUCUGCGCUGUAAAGCGUGAAAGCGAGGUCCACCGACAGAUACUAGCUUUUUCUAUCUCUCAUGACCACCGAUCAGUAAGGAUCUACGGCCACUAUCCUGUACUAAAAGGCAAAGAUGCCACGUACUACCGUCACCCGAUCCGUACAUUUGACUUUACUGAAUUAGAUGGCAAAGAAAAGUGGACAGCUUAUCGUUUCACUAAAAAUGUUUACGAGUUGUGGAUGCCAUCUCAUUUCAAGAGGAUAUGCUCAGCCAUCGACCAGUUACCCGCAGAUUUAGAUUUCGAUAACCUGUCGCCGUCCACGGGUUUAUCCCAGGACUUGCAGAGCCAGCAUUUGGCCCAGUUGGACGCCAAUUUAGAUUUGCUUCAUACUGAGCGGGGUAGUCAGUCUGGUAAUCCUGAACAAGAAAAAGCUACACCAAGCACCUUAUUCACGAACCCUGGCACGGCAAAGAAACGGAAGGGUAAGAAGUAG
This is a messenger RNA of Metarhizium album ARSEF 1941, 1167 nucleotides long. RefSeq lists its product as uncharacterized. Lineage: Eukaryota; Fungi; Ascomycota; Sordariomycetes; Hypocreales; Clavicipitaceae. The coding region runs from base 1 to 1167 and encodes 388 amino acids. The record is from RefSeq and is a predicted model, not a curated record. The transcript has a single exon.